Molecule: messenger RNA, 1106 nt
Organism: Linum tenue
Lineage: Eukaryota; Viridiplantae; Streptophyta; Magnoliopsida; Malpighiales; Linaceae
Source: the annotation of a GenBank genome assembly
CUUAUAUAAACCCCGCCGCACCCCUGCUGCUUCCGACGCUCCUCUCUCUCUCUUCACUUCAUUUCUCUCUCUCUCUAACGUUUCUUUCCGUCGCUCUCUCUCUCUCUUCUCGCCGCCGGACUUGCGGAAGGAAAGAAGGAACGAGAGAGACGAAAGAAAAGGAAAAAACACCAUUUCUUCUUGUGCUUCUGAUUCCCCACCAUCUUUGAUUUUGUUUCGUUGUUUCUGAUCUCACUCCACCGUGUUUUAGAAUGGCCACCGUUAACUACAACGCACCCUCGGCCACUCCCGCGGCUGCUCCGGCGAAGAACGUCGAUACCCAAUCUGUGCUCAAAAGGUUGCAGUCGGAGCUGAUGGCCCUAAUGAUGAGUGGAGAAACAGGGAUAUCAGCAUUUCCAGAGGAAGACAACAUCUUCUGCUGGAAAGGGACGAUCACUGGGAGCAAAGAUACAGUCUUUGAAGGAACCGAGUACAAGCUGUCUUUAGCUUUCCCCAACAGCUACCCUUUCAAGCCACCAAAGGUGAAGUUCGAGACCACCUGCUUCCACCCGAAUGUGGAUGUGUACGGCAACAUCUGCCUGGACAUUCUCCAGGACAAGUGGUCUUCUGCGUAUGACGUUCGGACUAUUCUGUUGUCCAUCCAGAGCUUGCUUGGAGGUCUGUUCUGUACUAGAUAUCUCUGCAACUUUCUACUCAGAAUGCUGUUUCAGCAAUGGAUUCGAUUCGAUCGAUCAAUGUCGCAAUGUUGUUUGGAUCUGAUGUUAUUGUGUGUGUGUUUGUAUGCUCAUCUUGUGUACAGAGCCAAACAUCAGUUCGCCACUCAACACUCAGGCAGCACAAAUGUGGAGCAAUCAAGAAGAGUACCGGAAGAUGGUGGAGAAGUUGUACAAGCCUCCAGCAGCAACUGCAUAGGAUAGAUGAUAUUCUGGGUUUUACUUUACUUACUUGGAUGUCCUUGAGAGAUUACCUACUGUGGUCAUCUGAUUUUAUGUUGUCCAUCACUGUAAUAAUUCAGUGCCAGUUUCUAAUGAAUGAGAUAAUACCAUUUGAUUACUCUCCUGUCUCUGCCAUGGUAUGCUUUUGAAUAAGAUAAAAGAAUAUAGAGC